Molecule: messenger RNA, 2796 nt
Organism: Eriocheir sinensis (Chinese mitten crab)
Lineage: Eukaryota; Metazoa; Arthropoda; Malacostraca; Decapoda; Varunidae
Product: GSK-3-binding protein-like
Exons: 1
Coding region: 92-517 (141 amino acids)
Cellular component (GO): cytoplasm
Source: RefSeq, a predicted model, not a curated record
CCAAAACAAACAGCAGAGAAUCACUCGCCGAGCGAGUUUAGCUGAGAGAGGUUGUGUUGCUCAGUGCUCGUCCACACACUUACCUAUCAAGAUGCCUAGCAAAGAAGAUCUGUGUUUCCUCUCUGAGGGAAAGACCACCACCACACAAGACUUCUUAUCCAGAGACAUUGAUGACUUAGUGCUAGAAAUCAAAGAAAACUUGAGAUUAAAGUCUCGGCCGGCGCAUUUAAGUGGUGGUAAGGCCAAGACCAGAGCGUCGCCCUACAGUGUGCCAUCCCGGACUGAGAGUAAAUGUGGGUGUUGUGAGGGCCGCCGGUGCAUACGGCGGGGCCUGGCGGCGCGGCGGAGCUCCGACGACCCGUACGAGGCGCUGCAGGAGUUGCUCAAGGACGGGGACCUGAUCAAGGAGGCGGUGCGGCGUCUGCAGCUGGGCCUGUCGCCUAAACAGCGGGUCUACUAUGACUCCGACGACGAGCUCAGAACGCCGCCUUAUCCCUUCGAUCAUAUAGAAGUUUGAUCGAGCUUAGUGAAUAGUCGUCUCCCAUCGCCGUCGCCGCCGCCGACACAAGGACGGACAGCGGCCAACCACCGCAGCCCACCGCUCACGGCGCUGCCACCUUGGUCGAUGAGAACUCUGCCGUCGUCGCCGCCGCCGCCGCAUCCUCCAAGCAACAUGGGACACCAGCCUGCCUGCAGUGCUGCCAGUGACCAAGCUCAACCACCGGAAUCCUUCAUCCACUCAGCCACCACUCCGUGCUGGGCCCCGCCUCCUCAGGGCAUGCCAUCACGGAGCCAUCACCACAGCACCAUCACCACCACCUGUUGGCCCACGACGCUGCAGGCUGCCGCCACCACCACCACUGCACCGCGGGUCACGCUGGGUCUGCUUGGGUCGCCACGCGAGUGAGAGCCGGGUGAAAUCAGCUGGCAGGCCCUUGGUGCGGUGCCACAGCGGUGCAUAGCUGGAUGACAGACCUACCCAGAGUCGUGCCGGCCUGGUGCAUGUGGUUGGCCUGUAGUACAAGUGUGGCAGGUGCGCAGGAGCCGCCCACCAGCAUCAAGCACCUGCCAAACCACCACCUUCCCGUCCAGCACAGAGAAGAAAGACGAGUUGUUUUGAGGGUCCACACAGGGAACGUUCGAGGGACCAUCAUAAAUCUCCUGCUGCUGCCGCUCGCCCCGUGCCUCCAUCUCAUGCGUGAUGCCGCGGCGAGCUCAGGGCGGCCGUGAUGCUUCAAGAUGGUGCCCACGUUACUCACACUCACGGGAGAAGAAGCGGACCAAGCAUUGAAACUUGAGACAUCCACGUACCGUUCCUGCUUCACUGAUGGACGUGCGAACGUGAACAUUUAGACAAAUAGUUGGAGGAGAAUGAAGAAAAAGCAUUUUCCACCAAGUCAUUACUAGUGUUGAUGAUGGAAUCGUUGGUUGUUUAUCACUGUCAGUCAUUAGUGCCCAAGCAACACACACAUACACACACACACACACAUACACACCGCCAGGCAGCUUGUCAAGGAGUGAGUUACGGUCAGGCGCGGCGGCCAGUAGAGUUUUUGUGGGGGUAUUCCUUUUGACAUGUGAAGUUUUUUUGAUCUCAGUGUAUGCUUGUGUCCAUAGACUGAUCUGAUAGACUCCCUGACUCAUAGACUGAAAUUCACUCCAGAAAACUGAGUUUAAAAAGUGUGAUCAGACUUUUAUUUUGACAUUUUGUUGGUCAGUAAAUUGACAUUCAGUUUGUAAAUUGUUAUAAGUAUGGAAAGUAAUUUAUUUGACUAGUACUUCUAAAGUUUUUUUUUUUCCAAUGACUAUGAGACAUGCCUAGCAAUCUCACUACGAGUCCUCAAGUUCCAGUGUUAGUACAAAUAAUAAUAUCCCCAAGUUGACUCCAGAGCUCAGGUUUUGUGUUGCUGGCCACUUAGGUUUAUUUCUGAAGCAGGUGUUGAGGGAUUGUUCACAAGUACAGACAAAACCCCAAGGUGAAACGGAAUACCUUUACCAAAGAGUUUAGCCACCUUUUGCGUGAGGCUAACAUCUGUUCAUUAUCAUUAAUUAUUAUCUUGUUUCUAUUUAUAUCAAUUUUCUUACAUUUUAACUUAAGCAAUGUCUAUCAUGAAAGAUCCUAUCUGUGGUGGGGUGAUUGUGGGCUGCCUGGUGGGCUGGUUGGUGGUGGAGGUGGAAGCUGGUUACCAUGGCACCCUUGUUAACCUGGCAACACGACCAAUCAGGAAUCAAUAGUCCUUGGCCAGCCACCUCCUGCCUCUCCUCGGCCAGCCCGCCAUGCACCACCCACCCAUACAUACAUAGCCUCUUCCAUAGUAGUUGGCAUUGCUCUCCCUCCACAUCUAAUGACAGCUUUGUAUGUAUAAAAUAAUAAAAAAGAAAAUGAGCUCAAACUGUAGGACUUCUUCAGCUCUUUGUAGCAAGAACCAAUCUUUUUAUGAUUUAUAGGACAAUUUUUUUUCCCUGAUGAUGGAAAUGAGGGAACUUUUUUCAUUGUGUGAGAAGUGUGACGUGAGGAUUUUUCUGUUAGCGUGAGUGCUCUUCCUCAGUGUUCUAGGUAUACAUGUGUAGUGACUUCAUAUUCUUUUAUCCUGAAUUAAAUGUGAUAUGUAUUUAUUAAGUCAUCUUUUUGGACUAUGUUGACCUCUGUACAUAGGCACUGUUGAAAGGCUUAGGUCAUUGUAAAUACAUCACAUCUAGAUCAUUGUCUACAAGUGCAUGUUUUAGUGCAUUUACAUAGUUUCUGUAACGGAGAAGACACUGAUGUGUUUUUGUAAUAAAAAAAAUGAGAGAAAA